CUCUUCCUGAGACUGUAUGUGUCUGACGCUUGCGUCGUUACUGUAGGUACUAGUUAAAGACGACUGCCCCAAACGCACACACACACCGACACAAACACACACACGCUGCCUGUGGUUUAGAGAAACUCGUGGCAUGAGUCGCUCUGCUCCGGUACCUGUCGCUCUCUGCCUGUCUGUGGGAUUUCUGCCCAGACGUCUCUGGAUUUGAUGGUGCUCGGGGGUGUGUGUUCACAGCUGCUAGUGGAGUAUGGGUACAACUGCCAGUGCUGCUCCCCAGCCCACGCUGCAUGAGAGUUUCCACGGCAACGGGAUGACGGACAGCAGGCGGUCGCAGAGCAGCGCCUCCUUCCAGACACUCAGCAUCCACAAUAACAAGGCCAAAUCCAUCAUCACUAAUAAAGUGGCACCAGUGGUCAUCACGUAUAACUGUAGACAGGAGUUUCAGAUCCAUGAUGAUGUUCUCCGAACAAACUAUAAAGUUGGGAGGAUUUCAGACAACAUGCCUGAGCACUAUUUGGUCCAGGGUUCUUACUUCAUGGUCCAAGACGUGUACGGCAAAGCGGAUGUUCUCAACACCACCGGCUCGUACGGAGCGCCCAACUUCAGGCAAAGCAAAGGCAGCCAUCCACUGUACGGCAUGGGACAGCCGAGUCUGAAUGGUUUCAAACAGGUCCUGCAGAGACUGCAGGGUGAAGGUCAUCAGGAGGUCAUUUUCUUCUGUUUACGUGAGGAGCCCGUGAUGUUCCUGCAUCUGGAUGAAGACUUUAUUCCCUAUACUCCCAGGAGGAAAGAAAACCUUCAUGAGAAUCUGCACAUCCUGGAGCGAGACGUCUCUUCUGAGAGUCUGGAGCUCAUCAUCAGAAAAGAGCUUCAUGACUUUGCCAAACUGAAUGAAAAUGUGUUCUACGUCUAUAAUGACAUUGAGCACUUUAAAGGAGAACCUCAGAAGAUCUCCAUAAACUGUGAGGAGGACAUCCACGUGACAGAGGAGGUGUAUAAAAGACCCCGCUUUACCAUGCCCACGUACAGCUAUUACCGGAUGCCUCUUCCAGCCGAGGGAGCGCCUCUGGAGGACGUCUUUGAUGUGUUUGUGAACAUUCUCAGGGAGAACCCGUGUCUGUCAUUGAGUCGUGAUGUGUCCCUGCCGCUGCCCGCACUGUUGUUCAGCUGUCAGGUGGGCGUGGGCCGUACAAACCUGGGCAUGAUCCUCGGCUCCCUGGUGAUGAUGCACCUCACACCAGCAUCUCAAGAGACGAGCUCACCAGCUGAAGAUGAUGUACCAGACAAACCUAAAAUGGACUUCCAGGUCAUUCAGUCGCUCAUCAGUAAGCUGCCCAAAGGUCAAGAGGUCAUGGAGGAGGUCGAUCGGGCCAUUGACUUGUGCUCUGAAAUGCACGACAUCAGAGAGUCGAUAUAUGAGAACAAACGCAAGCUGGAGGGAAUCGGUGAAGAUUAUCAGAUCCAGGGAAGUAGUACUAAAAACUACUUCCUCCAGCGAACACUGCAGAGCCUGGAGCGAUAUUUCUAUCUGAUCGUCUUCAACGCUUACCUGCAUGAACAGUAUCCGCUGGCGUUCGCGUGUAGUUUCAGCCGAUGGAUGUGCACUCACUCUUGGAUUUACCGCCUCCUGUCCUGCAUGAACCAAUCAGAGCUCAGAGCCCCAGCCGAUCUCGUCACGAAAGGAGCCCGAGUUCUGGUGGCGGAUGAAAGUUUAGCACCCGACGUUCUCAGCACCAUUAAGGAAAUGAAAGUGGCUAACUUCCGCCGAGUGCCCAAGAUGUGGAUCUACGGCAUGGCACAGCCCACGUCUGAGGCGACGGGAGCCGUUCUGGCGUAUCUGACGGAUGAGAAGAGGAAGCACAGCAGUGUGCUGUGGGUGAAUUUACAGGACGAGCUGGUGCUGGAGGCGAACGGACAGAUCUUUUGUCCGAGAGAGCCCAGCCGUGUGGAUCAGCACAUACGUGUGCUUCCCUCGCAGGCCCACCAGAUGGAGAGAUUGGAGACGGGACUGAAAGAAGAACUGGUGGGGAAUCAGAAGUGGCUGGAAGUGAUUCUGGAGCACGAGAAGCAGAUGAAGAUGUUUAAGAGUUGCGUGACGGUGCAGGAGAUGUUUCAUCUUCACAAGAGUUCACAUCAGGGUCUGCAGUACAGACGGAUUCCUCUGCCAGACUGCUCUGCUCCCACUGAAGAGGGUUUUGACAGAUUGCUGGAGGCCAUGAAGUCUUGUCUGGCAGAAGAUUCUCUCUCUGCGUUUGUGUUCAACUGUGGGAACGGUAAAGCUCGGACGACCACGGCCAUGGUCAUCGCUGCUCUGACGCUCUGGCAUUUCAACGGUUUUCCUGAAUGUGCUGAGGAUGAGAUCGUAAGCGUUCCUGAUGCCAAAUACACAAAGGGCGAGUUUGAGGUGGUGAUGAAGCUGGUGAGAUUGCUCCCAGACGGUCACAGGAUGAAGAAGGAGGUGGACAUGGCGUUAGACUCCGUCAGUGAGACCAUGACCCCACUCCACUAUCACCUGAGAGAAAUCAUCAUCUCUACAUACAGACAGAUCAAGAGCUGUAAAUGUGAGACGGAGAUUCAGGCUUUGACUCUGAAGAGCUUGUUGUAUCUGGAGCGAUACAUGUACCUGAUUCUCUUCAACACGUAUCUUCACCUGGAGAAGAGAGACUCGUGGCAGCGCUCCUUCAGCGAUUGGAUGAUACAGGUGGCGGCUCAGGCCGGUGUUUAUGACCUGUUGAAUCAGCUGGGCUUCUCAGAAUUCGAGGACCUGCAAGGCUCAACUCUGUCCGGUCUGCGUCACCGCUGGCUGAAACAGAACCAUCACGAUCUUCCCUUCAGAGGAGAAUUCAUCUGAGACUUCAGUCCUCUUCUGUUCCUCUCGCUCGGAUGUUUGUGGGCUGAACUUUAACAGUUGAACAAAUGCAAACAUCUCUGUGAGGAGCGACAUCUUCUCUUCAACGUUAUUCCACUGUUGUUUUUACCCAUUCUCAUUUAUUAAUGUCAGUAAUGAUGUUUUAUUUCCUCUUUUUCACUCCACGCCGGCCUUUUCCUCGCCCGUUAUUAACCUGUUUUUAAUUUAAUGCUUUUUUAUAUCAAGUGAAACUUUCCUUCAUAUUUUGUGCGCUUGUAUAGUUUUUUCCAUCCAGCAUUUUUUAUGCAUUUUGGUUUGUUUUCAUGUUUUACAAACCUGCAGCAAUUGUGUUUUAAAAAAAUUAUUAAGCAGAUAUCAUAAUGAAGACUUGAGCGGUCUCCAUUAAAAAGCUUUCAUACA
Molecule: messenger RNA, 3268 nt
Organism: Triplophysa dalaica
Lineage: Eukaryota; Metazoa; Chordata; Actinopteri; Cypriniformes; Nemacheilidae
Gene: pald1a
Product: phosphatase domain containing paladin 1a
Exons: 20
Coding region: 248-2851 (867 amino acids)
Source: RefSeq, a predicted model, not a curated record